GUCAGUUCCCGGAGUGCCUUGCGGCUAUAAUGGCUGCCGCCAGCGGUCGCGCGGUUACGCUACUUCGGGUGGUGUUUGGGGUCCGGCAGUUGGGCCCCACUGCUGCAAGAGAGUGGGGGGCCCGGCUCUCCUCGCUCUUUGACUGUCAGCGGAGGUGCGUGUCCUGUUUCGCGGGCGCCUCCUUCUCUGGUCCCCGCCUGGCCUCUGCCUCUCGCCAUCAUGGCCAGAGCUCAGCCAUGGACUGCUUUCUUGGACUCUCUCAGCCAGACGGUUCGUUGACUUCUCGCCCUCCCGGCGUGUCCAUGCACAGAGAUGAGCAGGAUCUGCUCUUGGUCCAUCGUCCCGACAUGCCUGAGAACCCCCGCGUCCUACGAGUGGUCCUCCUGGGUGCCCCGAAUGCAGGGAAGUCAACACUCUCCAACCAGCUGCUGGGUCGGAAAGUGUUCCCUGUCUCCAAGAAGGUGCACACCACUCGCUGCCAAGCUCUGGGGGUCAUCACAGAGAAAGAGGCCCAGGUGAUUCUACUUGACACACCUGGCCUCAUCAGCCCUGUUAAACAGAAAAGGCAUCACCUGGAGCUUUCCUUGUUGGAAGAUCCAUGGAAGAGCAUGGAAUCUGCUGAUCUGGUUGUGGUUCUCGUGGAUGUGUCAGACAAGUGGACUCGGAACCAGCUCAGCCCCCAGGUGCUCCAGUGCCUGACCCAGUUCUCCCAAGUCCCGAGCAUCCUUGUCAUGAACAAGGUAGAUUGCCUGAAGCAGAAGUCCGUUCUCCUGGAGCUCACAGCAGCCCUUACUGAAGGUGUGGUCAAUGGCAAGAAACUCAAGAUGAGGCAGGCCCUUCGCUCACAGCCUGGCACUCCUUGCCCCAGCCCAGCAGUUAAGGGCCCAAACACACAGUCUGUGGGAGGCCCUCAGAGGAUUGGCUGGCCCCACUUCCAGGAGAUCUUCAUGUUGUCAGCCCUAAGCCAGGAGGAUGUGAAAACACUAAAGCAGUACCUCCUGGCACAGGCCCGGCCAGGACCCUGGGAAUUCCACAGCGGAGUCCUCACUAGCCAGACACCUGAGGAGAUCUGUGCCAACAUCAUCCGAGAGAAGCUCCUAGAGCACCUGCCCCAGGAGAUGCCCUACAGUGUGCAGCAGAGGACAGUGAUGUGGGAGGAAGGCCCAAGCGGGGAGCUGGUGAUCGAACAGAAGCUUCUGGUGCCCAAAAAAUCUCACGUGGCUUGUGUCUCUCUCUCUUACCCCACCCUCAGAGGAUCCUGAUUGGUCCAAAGGGGCACUUGAUCUCCCAGAUUGCGCAGGAGGUGAGCCGCGACCUCAUGGACAUCUUCCUCUGCGAUGUUCGGCUCCGCCUCUCUGUGAAGCUUCUCCAGUGACCUCCCACUGCUGCCUCUCCCAAGGCAUCCCAGUCAGAGCUGCUGGCAGGAGCCACUGACCAGAAUGGCCCCUGCCCAGGGACUGGUGAGAGGCAUGGACACUGCCUGACUUUGACUGACGGCUGGCUUGGCCGUACUGAGUCUGCCUAGCCCUGCCUGACCACGUCUCCUGUUGGAGGAAGGAACUUAGCUCGGUUCCCAGGUCCUUCCUCUGCCUGGGGUCCCAGCUGCUUAGGUCUAGAAGUUGGCUCUUUGGUAGGAACGAUGCCAUCCUGCUUCUAGCUGGCAUGGAACCCAGAGUUCCUCCCUGAGUUGCUAGUUUCAGCAGAGAGGGCUUUCUCCUGUCCCCUCAGGUCCUCUACCUUGAAGCUAUGCAUAAGGACUUUUGGGUCCUAAGUGAGAUAGUGCCACUCGCCCCAUCCCUCUCCCCAGUCUCGAACGCUAAUAAAAUUAAAAGACAAGGA
Ailuropoda melanoleuca (giant panda) is the source of this 1839-nucleotide messenger RNA. It is a transcript of the gene ERAL1, whose product is annotated as Era like 12S mitochondrial rRNA chaperone 1. NCBI's taxonomy places the organism in Eukaryota, Metazoa, Chordata, Mammalia, Carnivora, Ursidae. Gene Ontology annotation, biological process: ribosomal small subunit assembly. Gene Ontology annotation, cellular component: mitochondrial matrix. The transcript is spliced from 10 exons. The record is from RefSeq and is a predicted model, not a curated record. Gene Ontology annotation, molecular function: ribosomal small subunit binding; rRNA binding; GTP binding. Bases 30 to 1262 code for a protein of 410 amino acids.